UUCGGGUUAGGUAACACAAACAGCUGCAAUCUCAGCGUCAUUGGCGUUCGAGCAAAAUUACAUUCGGAAGACGAGGUACAAAGCACGGGCAAACUCGAAGUCCCGCGACGCUUAAGUUUGUUCAAAACCAACUCCUGCCCGCUAAUUUACGUGAACGAUCGACGACUUUCCAUCAAAAGCAUCGAAAAUUUGCGCGAAGACAAGGACAAAUUGGUGCGCGAUUGGCUUGCGUCGCAAGAAAAACAUCUUCAAAAGUCCCCGCAGAGCAUAAAAAGUCUUCAAAGCUCGCCAAAAAAGCGAAUUAAAAGCGGAAAAAGCUCCGUUUCGGCGAAAAAUUCACGCGAAAGCCUCGCCUUGGCAGAAGUUUUCCCGGGAUUGACGAGAGACGAACUCGAACCUGACGAAGAAUCGCUCGACGAGUUCUUCGGAAGUAAAAAUAGCAGUUCUUGACGCCCGAAAAUCGAGUAUAAGCCUGUCACGAAAGUCUCGCCAUCGCCGAAAAAAUUGAAAAAAUCAAAAAUGCCGGAAAAACCUGUGUGUCGCGCGUGCCUUAAAACCUCAUUUCGCCUGAAAAAAGUCACGAAUGUCGAUAAAAAGCUCUCGAUGACAAUUCAAACUUCAUAUUCGCUCCUCACGGGCAUCAAUUGCGCCGAAAACGACCAAAUCUGCCCAAAAUGCCUCAAAAUGUUGGUAAAAUGUUCGAAAUUCAUCGAAAAAUGCGAAGAAGCUGAUGCCAAGCUACUACAAGAAGCCAUGAAUUCUGAUACGGAUUUUUUCGAUGACUCAACGACGACGGAGGAAGUCACGGAAGAGCCAACGGAUCAAAGUUGUGAAGAGCCACAAACGCAAAAUAUCGAAGAAGAAAUCUCGAGUUUGUGUUCUGAAGCAGGAAGUACGGAGGAAACGUCGAAAGUGAUGGAAACUGAAGUCACGGUUCACUCAGCGAGCAGUAAAAGUGUCAAAUUUCACGAAAAUUUGGAGGAAGUGUACGAAUCUGACUUUGAGGAAUGCAGUUCGGAGACGGAAAGCUCAAAAGUGCCUCAAAAAAUGACGAAAUGGAAGCGAAAAAGACCGCGAAUUGUCAGAAGAGCCCAAAAAGACGACAGUUUAUUCCAUUUUUGUAAAGUUUGUCGAAGAACAUUUCCGGAUAGAUUUACACUUCAAAUGCAUCUCAACGGGACUUCUGUAUACAUCCCCGGAAAUCAUGCCUUCUUUGAUUUUUGAAAAAAUAACCUUAAAUACCCUUUUUGCCACGAAUUUCUUCCUUUAGAUGUCAAACAUCAACCAGUAGUGCCCAAAAAUGAAUAAAAAAAAUCACUUUGUUGUUGCACUU
Culicoides brevitarsis is the source of this 1333-nucleotide messenger RNA. RefSeq lists its product as uncharacterized. The transcript is spliced from 2 exons. Bases 520 to 1224 code for a protein of 234 amino acids. Gene Ontology annotation, cellular component: nucleus. Lineage: Eukaryota; Metazoa; Arthropoda; Insecta; Diptera; Ceratopogonidae. The record is from RefSeq and is a predicted model, not a curated record. Gene Ontology annotation, molecular function: zinc ion binding.